ACUCCCAAAAGUCAGAGUGUAAUCAGUGUGUGUGGAUGCAGUCAGGGUGUGUGAGGAUUUAAUUACAAUUUUGUCGAAGCUGCAGUUGUACUUUAACCUCUGAAAGAUCCAAAGGUCUGAGCGCUUAGUCAUUUUUAGGAGCGCGGGGGGAGCCAACUUUAAUUUCACUCCUCUCGAGUGAAGCAACCGUGUGGUGCAAGUCGCUUUGUACCGCGUUUAAAGUUACUAAACUUGAGAAAAAAAAGACCGUGCGACAUGUCAGCCACAUGGAUGCUGUCACCCAGAAACGUCCGGUUUUUGUGCCGGGGGCGAAGCGAGUUGUUAGCGGGUAGCGGUGGAGCGCAGCGGACCGGCGGGGGUCCCAGGGUCCGUUCACUCACCUCUCCCCCUCUGUCGUCCUCCUCUCCCGGCAGAGCUUUGUCGAGUCUGAGUGCAACGCGGCGCGGGCUACCCAAAGAGAAAAUGACCGAGAAUGGAGUGUCGUCCCGGGCCAAGGUGUUGACCAUCGACACUAUGAACCCCACGGUGAAGAAGGUGGAGUACGCGGUGCGGGGGCCCAUCGUGCAGCGGGCUGUGGAGCUGGAGAGAGAGCUCUCUGAGGGAAUGAAGAAGCCCUUUGCCGAGGUCAUCAAGGCCAACAUUGGCGACGCGCAUGCUAUGGGCCAGCAGCCAAUCACUUUCUUCCGACAGGUCUUGGCACUGUGCUCCUACCCUGAACUGCUGAAUGACAACACAUUCCCAGAGGAUGCUAAAAGUAGAGCACGCCGCAUUCUGCAGUCCUGUGGAGGGAACAGUAUGGGCUCCUACAGUGCCAGUCAGGGCAUCAACUCCGUGCGUGAGGAUGUGGCCCGCUACAUUGAGCGAAGAGAUGGCGGCGUGCCCUGCAACCCAGACGACAUUUACCUCACCACAGGGGCCAGUGACGGCAUUGUGACCAUGUUGAAGCUGCUGGUUUGUGGUGAGGGUGCGACCCGUACAGGCGUCAUGAUCUCCAUACCCCAGUAUCCGCUGUACUCUGCUGCGCUAGCCGAACUGGGCGCCGUGCAGAUCAACUAUUACCUUAAUGAGGAUAAGUGCUGGAGUCUGGACAUCAGCGAGUUGCAGCGCUCUCUGGAUGAGGCCCGGCGCCACUGCAACCCAAGAGCCUUGUGCAUCAUCAAUCCUGGAAACCCCACCGGUCAGGUUCAGAGCAGAGAGUGCAUUGAGGAGGUAAUCCGAUUUGCGGCAAAGGAACGUCUCUUCCUCAUGGCUGAUGAGGUGUACCAGGAUAACGUGUAUGCUGACGGUUGCCAGUUCCACUCCUUUAAGAAGGUUCUGUUUGAAAUGGGGCCAGAGUACUCAAAUACAGUGGAGCUGGCGUCUUUCCACUCCACCUCCAAGUGUUACAUGGGAGAGUGUGGCUUCCGUGGAGGCUACAUGGAGAUCAUCAACAUGGACGAUGAGGUGAAGGCCCAGCUGACCAAGCUGGUGUCUGUCCGUCUGUGUCCUCCUGUUCCUGGACAGGCUCUCAUGGACCUGGUGGUCAACCCCCCGCAGCCUGGGGAACCCUCGUAUGACAAGUUCAUCAAGGAGCGCACAGCCACCUUAAGUGUCUUAUCGGAGAAGGCCAAACUCACAGAGCAAGUUCUCAAUACUGUGCAGGGCAUCAGCUGCAAUCCUGUGCAGGGCGCGAUGUACUCCUUCCCUCGCAUAAGCAUCCCUGAGAAGGCCGUCAAAGAGGCCACGGACAAAGGUCAGCAGCCAGACAUGUUUUACUGCAUGAAGAUGCUGGAGGAGACGGGGAUCUGCCUCGUACCUGGAAGCGGCUUCGGCCAGCGGGAUGGAACAUACCACUUCAGAAUGACCAUCUUGCCGCCAACAGACAAGCUGAAGAUCCUGCUGAACAAAGUCAAGGAGUUCCACCAGAAAUUCACACAGCAGUAUUCAUAAAUUGCCACAUCUCUUCCUCUUUUUACCAAAGAGAGGAAACCCGCCAAACACAACAAACAGAACUCUGCCAAUCAGAAUUUAUCUGUCACUACUAAGUGCCUUUCCUCCGGUGGCUUUGUGGUCUCUGUGAUGACGCACCUCAGCCUCCACAUCUCAUUUAGACGUUCACAGACGGUAAACAAGGCUCUGUUUUGUGUCAGAAAACACAACUGGAAAUGAAGGAAUCGUCAAGUUUGGUUUGAAAAAUACUGUAUGGUUUCAGCUUUGAAGGAUGUAUGUAUUGUAGGUGUGUGUAUUUGUGUAUAUGAGAGAUAGAUGGUCUUUGUAAGCUAAAAAAAAAAAGGCACAACUGAAGGAAAAAACGAUGCUGCUUAAAACUUUUAGUACAACUGGUUAAAAUAUUCCAUUCCUGCAGGCAGUCUUUGACAGGGGAAAUAUGCAGAGAAGUCCCCAUUUGCAUGAUGAUUUUGUAGAAUCAAAAUAAACGUAACAGUCGA
This is a messenger RNA of Plectropomus leopardus (leopard coralgrouper), 2426 nucleotides long. It is a transcript of the gene gpt, whose product is annotated as glutamic--pyruvic transaminase. Gene Ontology annotation, biological process: biosynthetic process. Gene Ontology annotation, molecular function: transaminase activity; pyridoxal phosphate binding. The record is from RefSeq and is a predicted model, not a curated record. NCBI's taxonomy places the organism in Eukaryota, Metazoa, Chordata, Actinopteri, Perciformes, Serranidae.